Messenger RNA from Porites lobata, 873 nucleotides. The record is from the annotation of a GenBank genome assembly. NCBI's taxonomy places the organism in Eukaryota, Metazoa, Cnidaria, Anthozoa, Scleractinia, Poritidae.
AUGGAUUCCUCGUAUCUCCUAGUUUGCCUUUUAAAUGCAUUUUUAUCCUACACCGCCACCAUGUUAAACAUUGUUACAAUCCACGCCAUAAGAAAAACUCCGUCCUUGUCAAAGAAUUUAAAAACAUUGCUCCUGAGUCUGGCUGUUUCUGACCUUGGUGUUGGUUUACUAGCUCAGCCAAUGACGGUGGUAGAUCUUAUCUCUACGAACUUGAACGAAAAUAAUGAAACUGGUGAGACUUAUAAUGCCAUGCAUAUUGCGUUUCUCCUUCCGAUGAAUUUAUUUACUUUCGCGACGCUGUUUCUCGUCAUUGUUCUCUGUGCUGAUAGAUUUAUAGCCAUUCAAUAUUACCUUAGAUAUCAAGAACUUGUGACACACAAGCGAGUUGUUGCUGUUGUCGUCUCAAUUUGGGUAUUAAGCGGACUGUUUUCGUUGACGAGGCUGUGGAUCCCAAAGAGUAUGCAAGUGGUUUUUGGCAUUACAGUACUUGCAUGUGUUAUUGCUGCGACUUUCUUCAGUGUCCGAAUUUAUUUCUCCGUGCGUCGCCACCUAAACCAAAUUCAAGUGCAGCAGCUACAACAAGCAUCGCAGAACGGACAAAUGGCUAGCGUUACAAGGCUGAGGAAGGUUGCCAUCAUGGCAGUUUACGUUUGUCUCGUGGUGCAGGUUUGCUAUCUGCCACAUAUUUGCAGUACAUUUGCUGUUGCCUUCACGUCUGUAUCAAACACCGCUGUAGAACAUUUAUAUUAUUAUACUCUGACCCUGUCGUUUCUGAAUUCAUCGCUCAACCCACUGAUCUACUGUUGGAAGAUGAAACACGUCCGAAAUACGAUCAUUGGCUUAUUACGAAAAGCAUUUUCAUCGCAGAACUGA